UGAUGUCUGAUCAGUUCAGUUUAAUGUCUACAGUCCUCUGAUCUGUUUUUCAGGAACAAAUAAUACAGUUGACAAACCGCCGGUUGUUCAUCUGACAAGUAGGACGACUUGAGACACUUUGGAGGAAGUGAGAUUGUAACCACGGUACAAUCACAGUCAGUGUCUUUCUCACCACUGCUGUAGUUUGAUCGAACAUCUGAACAAGAACAAGUUAAAUCAACUCAUUAAAGUAAGGAUGGCAGUUUGGGACAAAAAGAUUACCUGGUGCUUUAUGCUCCUGCUGGCUGGUGCUGUGGGUCAAAGUGUGAACUAUCCAGAUCCUGUUUGUGCUGUGAAAGGAUCGACUGUCACCCUCCCCUGCACCUUCACACCACUUAAAUCUGUCAUGGACAAUGGAAGAGAGGUUUUAAUAGAGAUCAUCAGAGUCAUCUGGUGCCGGAACCAUGACAUCUGUCAGGGCGGAACUCCGUCUGUGUACGACAGCGAGUUAACCAACAACAACCCUCGUUACAGAUACCUGGGAGACAUGAAGGGAAACUGCACUUUACAGAUCACAGAUGUACAGAAGGAAGAUAAAGGAACUCUUCGCUUCAGAAUGGAAGCUAACAACAGGUUAGCAAGUUUUACUGGCCGACAACCAGGAGUGAAAGUCACCGUCACUGAUCAGACUCCAAUGAAGAUAGAGAGCUCCAGUGACAGAGAGUCUAAAAAAGGUGACUCAGUCACUCUGAACUGUAGACCUACUAGAAAGUGUACUUUCCACCAACUGAAGUUCACCUGGUUCAGAGAUGGCCACGCCCUCUCUGAGUCUGGCCUCGUCCUCCAGUUCACCGCUCUGGCUGCAAAGGAUUCUGGGAACUACACCUGUGGAUUGAAGAACGCCAGCACACUGUCCCCACCGUACAGCCUGUACGUGGAGGCUGAAGAGGAAGGUUUGUUUAUCACUUUUCUCUGUAGAUUCUUCUUGUAGGUUUGACUUUUUAAUCAAAGAAGCAGAUAUUUUCUAACACAGCUGUUCACGUUUUGUUCUGAUGAUUCAACCAGGAGAGUUUCAUCACCAACACAUUCCCUGUGUUUGUUUUGACUCGGUCCAAAUUGUAAUUAAAAGAGUAAAUUAUGAAAAACAAUAAAAGUAAAGCUAAUAUUGAUUCUCGUAUUUGAUAACAGCAAUCUCACCUCAAGGUAAAUUAAUUAGCUGCUCUGGUGCUUUCAAUCACUUGAUCUUCAGUCUUCAUCACUAAAGUGCUCAGAAGAAAAGGACAUUUGAACUUGUACAACUUCAUGACUACUGGGCAAACAACAUCUGCUGAUGAAGAGCAUGAGAAAUGAUUGAAUCUAAAUUAUAACAUCAGAUUUCAGAGGACUGUGGUUCUUUCUGAUGU
Sebastes umbrosus (honeycomb rockfish) is the source of this 1382-nucleotide messenger RNA. Its product is annotated as B-cell receptor CD22-like. The transcript is spliced from 3 exons. The coding region runs from base 236 to 970 and encodes 244 amino acids. Lineage: Eukaryota; Metazoa; Chordata; Actinopteri; Perciformes; Sebastidae. The record is from RefSeq and is a predicted model, not a curated record.